UGUGUUUUAAUGCAAAAAUUCGGGAAAGAAUUUAAAGUUUUUUGUCAUUUUUAUAGAUAAACCAAGGAUGAGCGACUUAAUCCGUACUCGGUGGGAGAAGACACGGAAAGAGAUUAAAAGACGAAUUAAUAAUGUUUUAAAUUGGAUAAGAAAAAUGGUCGGACUACCGUCUGGUAAAAAGUCUGGUAAAAAGCAAACAUAUAGCUCCUCAUAUGCAUCGAGCUCCGGUCCUAGUCCUUCAUCCGGUACGAGCCAGAGACAAUCUCAAUGUAGUUUCAGUCCUAGUCCUUCAUCCGUUAUGAGCCAGGGUUCACCAAAAAGACCACAAAACAAAUCUCAAAGUCGUUCCGGUCCAUCAUCUGGUAUGAACAAGGUGCCAAAUAAUAAACGUUCCGAUAUGAAUCAGAAGCCACAAAAUGAACCUCAAAGUCGCACCAGUUCUUCAUCUUACUCUUGUCCUCAUAGACGAUGUACAAGAACUUUUGAAACAAUUGAUAGUAUGAAUAGACAUUUUAGUCGUCAUAACGGCAAUAAGCGUAGAUAAAAAAAAAUAACUAUAGUAUUAUAUUGUUGUGACCUACAAAAAUUAGCAAGUUUUUGAAAGAAUAUUAUAUUUAUAUUGUAACAAUAGAAAAUUUUCAAA
This is a messenger RNA of Rhizophagus irregularis DAOM 181602=DAOM 197198, 643 nucleotides long. The record is from RefSeq and is a predicted model, not a curated record. NCBI's taxonomy places the organism in Eukaryota, Fungi, Glomeromycota, Glomeromycetes, Glomerales, Glomeraceae.